AUUGUGUUGCGUUAAAGUGGGGACUCUUCUACUCAGGAGAAACUCUGGUACUGAUUUUUGUUUAGCAUUAUCUAUUCCAAUUAGGGCAUUUGAUUACACUAUUUGAAUCCGGUUGCAUCAGUUUUAAUGCGGGACUUUUAUUUUGAAGGUUAAACGUUGAGUUUACUAUUGUUUCUGAUCAUUAAUGUUGUUCAUUUCACUCUGGUGACAACAUGACUAGUCGGCAUCACAGACGUUGUUAAUAACUAUGCCAAAUUCACCACAUCGAACAAGAUCUGGCCGCUGAUGGAGAAAUCACAACGCAGCUGGACCGAACGGUGUUCAUUCCAGUCUGAUACUUCAGCAUGGAAUAACCAGCACGGCUUCUCUUGAAUCUAUCCUCUAACGUUAAUGUUAGCUGUCUACCCCCUGGCAAAUAACUAAAAAGCAAGCUUGAUUGCACCUCCAAUUGACCUUGUUUGUGCCUGUGUCAACUAUGGAGACAACUCAAGUGACUUUGGCAGUUAGGGGAGACACAUCCCCAGGGGAGGUGAUAGCCGUGGUUGGUAGCUGUGAAGCUUUAGGAGGCUGGUGCCAUCAGAGAGCUGUGACCCUACAACCUGCUGAACACGAUGGCACAUUGUGGAAGAGGAUCAUCAGUGUGCCCAGAGGUGCUGUGUCAACCUACCGCUAUUUCAAAGGCCACUUCCUGGAGUCAAAGAGUGCAGGUGGUCCCUGUCAGGUGAUAGUCACUAAGUGGGAGACCCACCAGCAGCCACGCCUGAUGAGACCCACAGAAUCACACCUUGAUAUUGACAAUGGCCAAUUUGGAUUCCACAAUGGCUUACAGUGUGUGGACUCUGGGUGGCUGACGUGCCAGACAGAGAUCCGUUUGCGUCUGCACUACUCAAAGACGUCUCCUGUAUCCAUCACCAAGAAGAAAUAUAAGAAGUCUCGUUUCAGGAUCAAGCUGACACUGGAAGGUGUAGAAGAGGAGGAGGAUGAUGAAGAGCAGGAGCAGAGCGCGGUGGCGUGGCACAAGAUGACCACCACGCUGGAGACCAGUAUGAUCAGUGGUGAUGCGUACAAGUCCCGCCACUCCCAGCCUGAGUGUGGCUAUGCCCUGGAGGCCUCACAGUGGACAGAGUACGUCAUCCACACCAUGGACCCUGACAACCUGGAACUCACCUUUGACUUCUUUGAGGAGGACAUGGGUGAGCAUGUAGUGCCAGGGGAUGCCCACCCGGGGACCGUGGGUACGGCCUGCCUUCUCUCCUCAUUCUUUGUGGAGAGUGGCAAGGAUACGGGUGUGGUCACUCUGCCCAUCAUGAAACGCAACUCCAGACAGACCCUGGGCAAAGUCCGAGUGGACUACCUGGUGAUCCGUCCUAUCGAGGGACUACAGUGUGACAUGAGCUCGUCCUUCACCAAGUACUGGAGGAAGAGGAGUGCCCCACUGGACGUAGGCCACAGAGGGGCUGGCAGCACACACGCAGCAAAACAUACCAAAGUUAGGGAGAACACCAUUGCCUCGUUUAAAAGUGCUGCCAAUCAUGGGGCUGCCUAUGUAGAGUUUGACGUCCAUCUCUCCAAGGACUGCGUCCCCAUCGUGUACCACGAUCUCACCUGCUGCAUCUCCACUAAGAAGGUAAACAACAACAUAAAUCCUGCCGGGUGCACCCUGUACAGCAUCCUUACUUUUUAUUUUAUUUUCCUCUCCUGUCAGAAAGGAGACAAGCUCUCUCUGGACCUGUUUGAAGUUCCUGUCAAAGACCUCACAUACGACCAGCUACAGCAGCUCAAGUUGGGCCAUGCUUCUGCCUUGAAGGUGAACGACCACAAAGAUGAUGAUGAAGACGAAGAGGUUGACGAGCAUCAGCCCUUCCCUUCCUUUUCCCAGAUAUUCCAAGCAGUGCCUGAAAAUGUGGGCUUCAACAUUGAGCUGAAGUGGGUUUGUCAGAUGAAGGAUGGUUCGUGGGAAGGAAACCUGUCCUCGUACUUCAACAUGAACCUGUUCCUGGACAUCAUACUGACCUGUGUGCUGCAGAGAGCUGGCAAGAGACGCAUCGUCUUCUCCUGCUUCGACCCUGACAUCUGCACAAUGGUUCGUCAGAAGCAGAACAAGUACCCCAUCCUGUUCCUGACCCAGGGCAUCUCUGAGAUCUACCCGGAGCUCAUGGACAUCCGCUGUCGCACCACACAGAUCGCCAUGAGCUUUGCACAGAGCGAAAACCUCCUCGGUAUUAGUGCCCACACUGAGGAGCUCCUUCAGAACCUGGAGCACAUCCGAGAGGCCCAGUCUAAAGGCCUGGUAGUGUUCUGCUGGGGAGACCUCAACAACGACCACGACAACAGGACCAAGCUACGGGAACAGGGCAUCGACGGACUCAUCUACGACAGAAUAUGUGAAAGCUGGUGGCCAAAUCAUGUCAUUGACUCUCACCCUACUGGUUCUUCUGAUGCCAGAUCUGUGACGACCAAGUCGAGCAGCCUAACAUCUUCAAAGUAGAGGAGCAGCACACGCUGCAGGAAACGCUCAAGAGCUUUGUGUGUUCCUGCUACACCAUCCCCUGCCAGGCGGCUCCUGUCUGCCCCUCCUCCACCUCCAAGGAGCACAACGGCAGUGCAGAGUCUGACUCAGGCCUCAGCUCCUCCUGAACGACUCACUGCCCCCCUAAGUUUGUCACUAGAUAGGACAGAAGCGGCAAUACAUAUAGACAGAAUUGAUGAGUAAGUGUACACUACUUGUUUAUAAUUAAGUGUCAGAGUGUUACAUAGGAGCUACACUAGGGAAGAGGGAUUUUCUUUUUUAACCUGUUGUACUGGAAGUGUAACUUUUUGCCUGCGUGAGCAGAGUGCAAGUCACUUUAUCCUAAUGUUCUCGGGUGUGAGCUGCUUGUCAAUCUUUUAAGCUUGAGCAGCGCAAGCCUCUCGCAAAGCUACCGCGCUUACGCCUGGUUUCAUUGAAGUGAAUUGGAGCGUAUCACACUGCAAAAGUUGCGCGUCUGGUGUAGCUCCUAUGCUAGGGGUUAGGCAUUGUGAUGGUAAUCACAAUGGGGGUUUAAAAUACACUCCUAUCCUGUCUAGCAUGACCAGAAAGUGACAACCCUUACUGAACUGACCUCCACUCUGUCCACUGAAGCCAUACACAAGCUGUGUCCAGAUCAGUGUCCUCUCAGCUGUUUGUUUUAACUGGAAAAGGGAUGGUGUUUUGCCAGAAAAGGCUUCUGGCAUUUGUUAUUUGGAUUUUAGUUCUACGCAGUUGAAUGACUGUGGGAUAUGCACCUCAGUCACAAUAAUAAUGGAAUUACCUGGACAUUCACAGGUCUUCACUUACAAAUUACCUACUCAAGGAAUUUAUUUUCAAGUGCAUCUUUUAUAUAGCAAAUUUGCUAAAUACAAAUCAAACUAAAGUGCUGAAAUUAACUGUGUUAGCUUUUCCAGAUAAAGUUUCUUAUUGGAGUAUCAUAGGUUUAAUUUAAGCAUAUGCUGUAGUUUGAAGUCUUUAGGCGGAUAAUGAUUUGCAUCUGCGUAAUGAUUUUCCUCAAAUGAUAUAGCCAACAUUUUACAAUAGCAGUGUUAUUUUUGUCACUCAUAUCAUUUUGACAGGGAGUAUUGCAGUAGAACAAGAUCAUUCUGGACAGUGACCAAAACUUUCUCUCUCAGGUGGUUUUAAAUUCAAUUGUCCAUUUGAACUUAAACUCAUGCAAUCUGAUUUGUAUUAGGAGUGCCCUGAGCCGUGCCAUUAAUGAAGUGUCAUUGCUGGAUGACCAGAUUAUGAAGUGUUGCUGUGGGUGCCUAAAUCUGAACAGAUGAAUAAUAUCACUUUAAUGACCUGUUGAAUGACCAGUAGAAAAACAGUUUGUUUAUGCUCUCAACACCACCUUGAAUCUGUGUGAGCUCAAAAGUCACCAUUAGGAAAGGUAUACACUCCUGCGUAUUUAUUUGUACAGUGAAGCUAAAAUGUUUAGUUUUGUUUUGUACUCAAGCAUUUUGAAUUUGAGAUCAAUUGUUUGAGGCGAUAGUUACACAUCUGUAACUUUCUCACUCGUCAUUAUUCACCAUUCAUUUGUGAUUAUCCAAAAAGUGUGGUAGCAUCCACAUUAAUAUAGAAGUGUUCAGAAACCUGUAAUAUUCUUAUUAACAAUAAAACAUUAGACAGUGAAUUAAUUUCUAAAUGGUGAAACAUAUGUAUUUAAAAUGCUCUCAGAUAAAAGGUGAAAUUCUGUACUGUCGCCUCAUUUUAAAACAUUUGAUCCCAAACGCUGGAGUACAGAGACAAAUUCAAAGUUUCAGCUUCAAUGUCCAAAUAAGUAGGGGAGUAUAGAUAGCCAUUUGUUAUGGCUAGGUUUAGUCCACAGAACUCAAUCCCUUAUCUCCUUUGAUGAGAAGGGUUUUCUUAGUAGCUGUGCUUGCUCUACACAUAAUAUAUGCCAUUUAGCAGAUGUUUUUUUUCCAAAACGACUUAGUCAUGCAUGCAUACAUUUUAUGUAUGAGUGGUCCCGGGAAUCAAACCCACUAUCCUGGCGUUGCAAGCGCCAUGCUCUACCAACUGAACUACAGAGGACCACAUCAUCAGAAAGCCUUAAUGGGGAAGUUGUAUGAUUUCACUAGUCUGAUUGCCACUUGCUUCAGUCUCUUCAUACCUCUGAUCAUUUAAUGCAAUAGAAGACCAAUAUUUGUCUUGCCUCCACUGAACAAAAGUUUAUUUUUUUCCCCUUGCACAGUUUUCCUGCUACAUUGCAACUCACAUUUUUCCUACCAUCCGUAUUUUGUUCUACAAUCUUUUAUUUAAAUGCACAUGGAAGACAUGUAACUGUCUAUUUUUCCUAAAUGGUGUAUAUGACAUGUAAACAUUUCACUUGAACACAGAGAAGCUUGCAUUGUUGUAGAAAUGUAUAGUCUGUCUGCUCGUUUGUCUGUUUUAAGUUAUAAAAGUAAGGCAAAAAAAAAAUGAUCUUAAUGUUUGACACUUCUACUGUAUGUAUGGCCUACUGUUAGUCAUGAUGCAUGCCCCUCAGACAGAGUGCUAUGAUGGACUGGGUGACACGAGUUGAUUGUAUCGACGGUCACUCGUUCAUGUCACACCCUUGCUACUCUGUUUGGACAAUACAAUGCUAACUAAAUGAAAUGAAAAAUUAAUAAAAUGAUUUACAAACGUA
Molecule: messenger RNA, 5141 nt
Organism: Salmo salar (Atlantic salmon)
Lineage: Eukaryota; Metazoa; Chordata; Actinopteri; Salmoniformes; Salmonidae
Source: RefSeq, a predicted model, not a curated record